This is a messenger RNA of Balaenoptera acutorostrata (minke whale), 3374 nucleotides long. RefSeq names its product ninjurin-1-like. Gene Ontology annotation, biological process: tissue regeneration; cell adhesion; pyrimidine nucleobase catabolic process. Gene Ontology annotation, cellular component: membrane; cytosol. The transcript has 2 exons. Lineage: Eukaryota; Metazoa; Chordata; Mammalia; Artiodactyla; Balaenopteridae. Bases 157 to 609 code for a protein of 150 amino acids. The record is from RefSeq and is a predicted model, not a curated record. Gene Ontology annotation, molecular function: dihydropyrimidinase activity.
CGCCCCAGCCUUUCGCGCAGGCCCAGCCCCCCGGGGGUGGAGCCGCUCCUCCCCCACCCCCUCGCAGCGGGUCCUUGAUAAACCCGGAGCCGGGCCAGCGCGCCCGCCCCGUGCCGCCGGAAGGAGGGCGGCUCCGCAGCGUGUGCGCCCCUCGCCAUGGCGGCGCCGUCGCGGCUCCUGAUACGCGGUGGGCGCGUGGUCAACGACGACUCCUCGCAGGUAGCCGACGUGCUGGUGGAGGACGGCGUGGUGCGGGAGCUGGGGCGCGACCUGCUGCCGCCUGGGGACGCGCCGGCCGGGCUGCGGGUCCUAGACGCCGCCGGCAAGCUGGUCUUGCCUGGCGGCAUCGACACGCACACGCAGUUCCCCUUCAUGGGCUCGCGGUCCGUGGACGACUUCUACCAGCGCACCAAGGUGGCCCUCCUCGGUGGCAUCAGCCCGGCUUUGGCCAAGCCGGGCGCCCCCUACUCACUUUGGGUAUUUGUCCGGUUUACGGCAGCCUAUUCCCGCACCCUCGUUUCUCUGCACCCCUCCUCCCGAACCCCUCUUUUUCACUGGGUGUUCUGUGGAAGUCCACAAGUCCUCCAUAAAGUCGAUAGACUCUUUUAAGUCGACACUCCCAGACGUUUGUCCCCAUCAUCCAUCCCCAACCCAAAUCGAGUGAAAAAUCCAUUCACCCGGAAGUUACUGCCGUCACUCAAAAGUUGCCAGUGCGCGGAGGGUGAUGGUGAUGAGCCCACGCGUCCACAGUCUUUGCCUCCACCCACCAGCCGAAAAAGUACGACGCGGACAGGGGUUUCCAAGAGAACUGUUGCAGGAAUGGUCUGCCAGCACUCGCACUUGGCCUGUCCCCACCCCUUCUCCGACGUGCUUGCCCCGGGGACAUUAAACACAGACCCUGAUUCUUGCAGUUUGAGCACCUGCAUCUUUACUGAUGGUGUAGGAGGGUCAGAUCACAGGUCCCCAGGUGAGGGAGGCUUGGGUUUCUCUAGACACAAAGGCCUAGAGGCUCAGUCUAUGAAAAGAACCUUAAACGGAUCUUCAGAGCUCCCGAAACCAAGAUCAGGAGAUGAACAGGGCAGCCUUACAGGAACGUAAAGUUAAAACUGCCCGCAGCACUUUGGCCGGAGCCAAACCUACACCCUCCUUGAGGCUUGCGUUUGGGGAUGUGGUGGGAGCAACGGCUCCUUGCAAAGUGGAAGUAUCGAUACCCUUAAGGUCUAAAAUGUCACGGAUGCGCGGGUUUUUUCCUCGUGGGCCACGCCCUGGUGUGUGUGAAACAGAUCGGGCUGUUUAGUGCAGGUACAGGCUGCAAACACUUUCAGAGCAGUUUUGAGGCUAUAUCCGUUACCCAGCCGAUUUCUAACCGUUUUCCUCUCCUUACACCUCUCUCCCUCCACGUUCCCCAGUCCUCUAGGAUAGACCAGAAUGUUUCACAGAAAAGAGAACCAUCUGACCCAGAGAGAGGGGUCUGGGGCAGGCUGCUGACGCCAACAUUUGCAAAGCGUCCUCCUAUUUACUAAUUAUCAACCUUUAUCAUCAGGCCAAUGGUCAAAGUCGUUUGUAGGAAGGAUCGUUAUCUGUUUUGAAGAGUAUUCAUUUUUCUCUCUUGCUAAAACGUGAAAUUUGCUAAAUUUCAUUGAAUUUAUGUUGACAUUUAAAAUACGUUUUUUAGAUAUCCAAGCAAUACACGAUUAUAGACAAUUGGAAAAAAAUAAUAGGAAAGUAGAAAGAGGAAAAGUAUUACCCAUAAUCUCCCAGUCAGUGACAACCCACGUUUUGGUGUAUUGUCUUUAUGGUUUUCAUAUGCUUUAUUUUACAUAAUUGAGGUUGUAUUGUGCAUGUGUGUAUGAAUGUGUGUACCUGUAUUACAAAAGUUUUGUAACCUGUUGUAUUCAGUUAUAGUACAUGCACUUUCUGUUAUCACAGACUCGUCAUUCACUAAGUGCAUUGCUGAUGGCAGGGCAUUCCAUUGACACCCCCGUUUGCCAAGUGGGGACCUGCUGCUAUGGCUGACCAUCAGUCACCAGACCCACUAGCGUUAUUCCCCCUCAUUAUUUCCCUUUCUCUGAUCAGGGUUCCAGAUGAAGCAGCCAAGAAGAGGGGUUAGAAUGUUGCCCGGGCAGGACAUUCCUUCUCAUUCUCAAGUUUAUCUGUGCAUGCCCCAAGACCCUGGGAGGUGGUUCUUAGUUUUCUAUCUGUUCUUGGCCAUUCUGGGAUUCCAGUGUGGAGAGAUUUACGGUUCCAUACUUAGAAGGCAGGUUUUUGUAGCAUAUAUAUAUAUAGUCUGUUCUCACCAUUUGAAAGAACUUACUCACCAGUUGAUUCUGUAGGCGUUUCUGUACUUAAAGGUUGUCAAAACAUUAAUAAGACCCAGGACUUCAGAUGUAAAAGGUUUUAUGGAUAAUCCUCCUCCUCUUGAAAUAUUUAUAAUAAUCCAGGACAUACCUUCUGGUCAAUCAUAUCAUCUAGAUAAAUACUAUUUUUAGUUUUUAUUACUUAUUCAGUACCUAUGGAGUAUUACAUAAUGCAGUGUAGUCCAAUUUAUAUAUGAAAUACAAAUUUAAAGAACAGAAUUUGGUGUAUAGUGCACCUUUAUUUCUUUUAAACAUAGACAUAUUUUAAGAGGUGAACUUUAUCAACUUUACAUGGACAUAUCUUUUUGGAAGUGGAGUAUUAAGUUUGAAUAGAAUAAAGGUUUACAAAUGGAUAUUGGCUAAUAUAUGCAUUUAUAUAUAUAUACAUAUGUUAUAAAAAUAAUUUUGUUUUAUUCUCUAAAACAUCACAUACAUGUUUUCACCCUGGGAAUCAUUCCUAUGUAAGUCAGUGCCUUAAAAUAUAUAUGCUAAUAAACAAUAUUCAAUGUGCUACAAAAAUAAUUUAGUUAAAUUUUUAAAUGAACUUACCUUCUAGUUACCUCAUUUCAAUAUUUAUAGAUUAUAGGAAUGAAGUACAGGAAACUGAAUUUUACCUUAUAGGGAACUUGCAUUCAGGAGCACCAUCAAUUUUAGCCUGCAAUGAUUGUGCAAAUAUGUCUAAGAAAAGAAGCAUGCACUUAGAUGCAGAAAUUCUUCCAUCUUACAGCUUACAGUGUUUAAGAAGUUGAUCUAUAUGCAUAUAUAAUAAGAAAGCUUUUAAAAAUAUGCCUUUGAAAUUCAGUUGUUUAUACAAAUAUUUUUAGGACAAUAAGUUUGAAGAAUAUGACAAGAAUUUAGAGCACCAAAGUGUUUUUUUUUUUUAAUUGCCAGGUGGUUAAACAUCUUUGUCAUAAAGCUACAGUAAAGGCACUCAUGUGAAAUGUACAUGUGUGAGGUGUAAGAAGGGAUCUCCUCUCUUGGUUACACUAUUGCCAAUAGCUAUUUCAGUCUCGUGAA